AACUUCACGUUGUUUUCAUGAAAACCCAAAUGAAAACACGAACCCGAAAGAAUCGCUCAAUGAAUCUGGUCAAACUGACUAAUCGACGAUCUUGGAGCCAAACUAAACCAGUUGAAACUGAAGCAGAUUCAGAGUAUCUCCUUGAUUCAAGCAAGCUAAACUUCAAACCCUUUCUUCACCAUCUUCAUCUUCCCUUCACUUUGCUCUGAACCAUGAUGAAACCCCUCACAAAACCAUUUCCCCGCCAUUGGCUUAGGCUCAGCACCACCAUUUCAAGGCUUAACCAAUCACUUCUUCAAUCAAAACACCCAAACCCCACAUUCAAUGACUCAAGUUCAUCAUCAAGAUCUGAUUUGAUCGCUACCCGGAUGGUGAAUUUGUGUAAAGAUUGGAAAAACAAGUCUUGUGAGCAGAGAAGGUUGUUUUCAGAGACAAUUUCAGAACCUUAUCCCAAACCAACAGAACCCAAUUUAUCUUCUUCAAAUUCCAGUGUACCUAUAGAUGCAGGGUCUUCAAUUAGAAAGCCAAUCAGUUUAUGGCCUGGAAUGUACCAUUCACCUGUGACAAAUGCCUUAUGGGAAGCAAGAUCGAGGAUGUUUGAGAAGCCGGGGGACAAGCCAGUUGAUUCAGUUUCUCAAAGUGAAUUGGGUACCAAAACUCCAUCAGAGAGCAGGACUACUAUUCUUUAUAAGUUUUCAAGUGAUUUUAUACUCAGAGAGCAGUAUAGGAACCCUUGGAAUGAGAUUAGAAUGGGAAAGUUGCUUGAGGACCUUGAUGCUCUUGCUGGAACCAUUUCAUAUAAGCACUGUUGCAGUGAGGAUGGCUCAACAAUGCCUAUAUUAUUGGUCACUGCUUCUGUUGAUAGGAUGGUAAUGAAGAAACCAAUCCUAGUCGACACUGAUUUAAACAUAACUGGAGCUGUUACCUGGGUUGGGCGGUCAUCCAUGGAGAUUCAAGUUGAAGUGACUCAGUCCACCCAAGAUGCUGCAGAUGCAUCCGAAAACAUUGCCCUUGUGGCGAACUUCACAUUUGUGGCUCGUGAUGCCAAGACAGGAAAAUCGUCUCCGCUUAAGCAGAUCUUGCCCGAGACUGAAAAAGAGAAAUUGCUUUGGGAAGAAGCAGAACAGAGGAACAAAAUCAGGAAACAUAAGAAAGCAGAAAAUAGAAUGACUUUUGCAAAUGAGAACAAAGACAGGCUUAAUGCAUUAUUGGCUGAAGGGCAAGUCUUUUCUGACUUGCCUGCGCUGGCAGAUAGAGAUAGCAUUCUUAUAAGGGACACCUAUCAUGAGAAUUCCUUGAUGUGCCAGCCACAGCAAAGGAACAUCCAUGGUCGGAUAUUUGGAGGAUUUUUGAUGCGUAAAGCAUUUGAACUGGCCUUCACAAAUGCUUAUGCAUUUGCUGGCUCAGCCCCCCGCUUUGUAGAAGUUGAUCAUGUUGAUUUUGUUAAACCUGUGGAUGUCGGAAACUUCCUCCGUUUCAAGUCUUGUGUUUUAUAUACCGAACUUGAGGAUCCAUCCAGACCAAUGAUAAAUGUGGAAGUUGUAGCUCAUGUGAUGAGGCCUGAGCUCAGAACCAGCCAGAUAUCAAAUAAAUUCUACUUCACAUUUACCAUCCGACCUGAGGCAAUGAAAGAUGGAAUGAGCAUUCGAAACGUUGUUCCUGCCACAGAAGAGGAGGCGUGGCGGGUGCUGGAACGUAUGGAUGCUGAGAGUGCCCAGUUGACAAAAACAUAAGAAAGCUUCUUUCUAGCAAGGUAGACAAUGAAUUAAGAAUGAGGGUUUGUUACUACAUCUCUAAAUCACCUAGUGACAUAAUAACCUAUUAUCAUUAAUAUAUAAAUUAAUAUUCGUUAGGGUACAGUUUAUCGAUGUUAUGAAGCCCUAUAAGGUUUUUUUUUCCUCUAUAAAGAAAUAAUGCAGUAUCCAUUUGGUAACCUGUAAAGCUAGAUGUCAAUCAAAAUUUAAUUUCCAGUAAUGAAUGUAUAGAGGAUUUCCCUUUUCAGGAUCAAUUGAGGCGCUUCCUCUCGUUUAAGAGAGAGCAUUUAAUGAAA
This is a messenger RNA of Mangifera indica (mango), 2050 nucleotides long. RefSeq names its product acyl-coenzyme A thioesterase 2, chloroplastic-like. Gene Ontology annotation, biological process: acyl-CoA metabolic process. Gene Ontology annotation, molecular function: fatty acyl-CoA hydrolase activity. The record is from RefSeq and is a predicted model, not a curated record. Lineage: Eukaryota; Viridiplantae; Streptophyta; Magnoliopsida; Sapindales; Anacardiaceae. The coding region runs from base 213 to 1733 and encodes 506 amino acids. The transcript is spliced from 5 exons.